This is a messenger RNA of Humulus lupulus (European hop), 2681 nucleotides long. Its product is annotated as wall-associated receptor kinase-like 1. The transcript is spliced from 6 exons. Bases 147 to 2396 code for a protein of 749 amino acids. Gene Ontology annotation, biological process: cell surface receptor signaling pathway; protein phosphorylation. The record is from RefSeq and is a predicted model, not a curated record. Gene Ontology annotation, molecular function: polysaccharide binding; ATP binding; protein serine/threonine kinase activity. Gene Ontology annotation, cellular component: plasma membrane. Lineage: Eukaryota; Viridiplantae; Streptophyta; Magnoliopsida; Rosales; Cannabaceae.
GAAGAGUUAGCGUAUGCACAACCUGAAGUUAUAGACUACUCUUGGAAUGCUUCCACGUCAUCAACUUUUUAUAGUAAUGCUUCUAGCUCCUCGUUGCAUCAAGAAUUACCAUUAUUAUAAGAUACGAGACUACGGCAAAGAAGAAAAUGGUAGUGACUACUAUGCUGAACUACUACUUGUUUGUUAUCAUAACUGGAUGGUUAUUAAUGACAACAUCGUCAACAGUACUAGCUAUAUUUGUCAAACCUGGCUGUCCAGAAAAGUGCGGAAACAUAAUUAUCCCAUUCCCAUUCGGAAUUGGAUCGUCCAAUUGUUAUUUUGACAAAUGGUACGAAAUCUCAUGCCGCAACUCUACUACGCCUUUCCUCAAACACAUUCAACUACAGGUACUUAACAUUUCGUUACAUGAUGACGACAACGACAAUAGACCAUCCGAAUGGGUUCAGGUGAGAAGCCCCAUCAGUUUCUUCAACUGUGCAAAUAAGACAAGCAAAAAAUCAGCAAAUUUAACAGGAACCCCAUUUUCCUAUUCAUCUUCCAAUGAAUUCAUCGCAGUAAGUUGUGGUGCUUUUGCCAAGUACGAAACAAGGACAGGUAACAGGCUCGUCCAGGAUGGGUGCAGUAGCAGCAACUCCACAUGCUCGUCAUCAUCAUCAUCAUCCAAUAGUAUUGAUUUUAGUAAUUGCGACGAUGGCGUUAAAUGUUGUCGUACUUCUUUCUCUAUGGGUAGUGGUGGCAGCUACAAAAUCUCCAUGGAUAAUGAUUCUAGUACGACUCUUGCAACAAAUCGUGAUAAUGAAUAUUGCAAAUAUGCAUUCCUGAUUGAUCCUUAUGAAAUUGAUAAAUACAAAACAUCCCAUGAUCCUUAUUAUGUUCCCGCCCUCCUAAGUUGGUCCCUUAAUGUUACGUAUUUUGACAUAUUUAAAACACAUGUUUUGCCAACCACAUCUAGAUCUAGUAGCUUCGACUGCGAUGGCUAUGAUGUUAUUACUUUAAAUUCCUCUCUAAAUCGGAUAUACCGCUGUCGCUGCAGUAAUGGAUUUCGAGGGAGUGCAUACAUUCAGGGCGGGUGUCAAGAUAUUAAUGAAUGCAAUGAUGAGAAAAUCCCGAAUCCAUGUCAUGGAGGCAGUACUUGCGUCAACACUAUUGGGGGCUAUCGUUGUAGUUACAAGAGCAAAUUUAUCCUUAUAGGAGUUGGGAGUGCUCUUGGAGUCUUAGUACUUGUUUUUGGUACAUGGAGACUAUACAAAUUCAUAAAGAAAAGAAAAGAAAUUAAACAGAAGAAAAUAUUUUUCAAACGAAAUGGUGGCCUUUUGUUGGAACAGCAAAUACACUCAAGUGAAAACAAUGUCGAGCAAACCAAGGUGUUCGAUGCAAAAGAGUUAGAGAAGGUAACAAAUAACUUUAGUAUAGACAGAGUUCUUGGACAAGGAGGUCAAGGCACUGUGUACAAAGGAAUGUUGGAAGAUGGAAAGAUUGUUGCGAUAAAAAAGUCUAAAAUAAUUGAUGAAGCCAAACUCUCUGAAUUCAUUAAUGAAGUUGUUAUUCUUACGCAAAUCAAUCAUAGAAAUGUUGUCAAGCUAUUGGGAUGUUGUUUGGAGACAGAUGUUCCACUUCUAGUUUAUGAAUUCGUCCCAAACGGAACCCUUUCUGAGUAUAUUCAUAACAAAAAUGCAGAGUUUCCUUUUACAUGGAGCAUGCGAUUACGAAUUGCAACUGAGAUUGCGGGAGCUCUCUCAUACUUACACUCAGCAGCUUCUUUUCCAAUUUAUCAUCGAGAUGUUAAGUCUACAAACAUACUCCUUGAUGAAAAAUUGAGAGCUAAAGUUGCAGACUUUGGUACAUCAAGAACUAUUUCCUUAGAGCAAACACACUUGACCACUGUAGUUUAUGGCACAUUUGGUUAUCUAGAUCCAGAAUAUUUUCAAACAAGCCAAUUUACAGAUAAGAGUGAUGUUUAUAGUUUUGGAGUGAUUCUUGUUGAGCUCUUGACUGGACAAAAAGCAAUAUCUGCAGCAAGAUCAGAGGAAGGAAGAAGUUUGGCGACAUAUUUUAUAAUGACAAUGGAGGAAAAUAGCAGUAGUCUGUUUGACAUUCUUGAUGGUCAAGUUCUCAAAGAAGCGUCAAAAGAAGAGAUCAUAGUUGUUGCUGAUCUUGCACAGAGAUGCUUACAUUUGAGCGGAAGGAAUCGACCUACCAUGAAAGAAGUAGCAAAGGAGCUAGAAAGGAUACAAGUCGUUGAUAAUAAAGAUUCAAAGGGCAGUCAACAUAAUUACGAAGAGUUGGCAUAUGCACAACCUGAAUUUAUAGACUACUCUUGGAAUGCUUCCACGUUAUCAACUUUUGAUAGUAAUGCUACUAGCUCCUCAUUGCAUCAAGAAUUACAAUUAUUUUAAGCUCUCAGCUCACAUUAUUCUCACGCACCCCACUGUGAAAUAUAUAUAUUGCUUUUGGAUUGAAGUUGGUUCUGAUGAGUUGGACUUUAUUGUGUGGAGUUAUCAACUUUUUAUUUCAUGAGACUUUGUUUUGAACAUUUUAUAUAUGGACUUUAUUAUACAUGUACGAGACUUUGAAUAUUUUAGACUUGUAGACUUGUAUAAGUGUGAGAUUUUAGAUAAUUUAGACUUGUAAUCUUUAUGUUGAAUAUUAUGUAUAUUGUAGACUUUAUUAUGCCGGUACGA